AUGGCACCUUACAAGGCUUUAUAUGGUCGUAGGUGUCGCAUACCUUCACGUUGGAUUGAGUUGGGCGAGUGGCAUGUUCUAGGCCCUGAACUAGUUUCUGAUACCAAGGAUAAAGUUAGACUGAUUCAAAACCGAUUGAAAGCAACAUUUGAUAGGCAGAAGUCCUACGCCGAUCUGAAGUGUCGAGAGAUUGAGUAUUCUAUGGGGGACUUUAUUUUUCUCAAGGUUUCACCAUGGAAGAAGAUUCAUGACGUGUUCCAUGUCUCUAUGUUGAGGCACUACCGCCUUGAUCUCACGCAUAUUAUUCUUGUUGAGGAGAUCAAGGUUGGGCCAGACCUGACCUUUGAGGAGGAGCCAAUUCAGAUUUUGAAGCAUGAUGUAAAGGUUCUGGCUCAGUUGGUUCCUCUUGCUCGCCUUGGUUCAGCUCAUGCACUCACUUUACUAACCUUUCAAGAUCAUGACUUGUAA
Gossypium raimondii (Peruvian cotton) is the source of this 468-nucleotide messenger RNA. RefSeq lists its product as uncharacterized. The record is from RefSeq and is a predicted model, not a curated record. Lineage: Eukaryota; Viridiplantae; Streptophyta; Magnoliopsida; Malvales; Malvaceae. The transcript is spliced from 3 exons. The coding region runs from base 1 to 468 and encodes 155 amino acids.